Molecule: messenger RNA, 2827 nt
Organism: Athalia rosae (coleseed sawfly)
Lineage: Eukaryota; Metazoa; Arthropoda; Insecta; Hymenoptera; Athaliidae
Product: laccase-4-like
Exons: 9
Coding region: 679-2643 (654 amino acids)
Biological process (GO): iron ion transport
Cellular component (GO): plasma membrane
Molecular function (GO): oxidoreductase activity; copper ion binding
Source: RefSeq, a predicted model, not a curated record
GCAGAAUCAUGAUGGAGAUGGAAUUGUUCGGAGUCGUUCGUCGGUAGGCAUUCGCGAGUAAAACUUCGACGAAGACAGAGGCGGACUAGAUUUCCAACUGCGAGUUGCCGAAGUGAUUUUGGGGUGGCUGACAGUGGUGCCGAUUGAACUUGGCUCAUUUCAUCUCCGUGCGCUGUGCGCCAAAAUACAGUAUAGAGAGAGAAAAAAAAAAAAUAAAUAAUGUCGCGUCGAGAGAACAACUCGAAAAGUGCCGGUGCGUAUACGAUCAUUUGCGUUGAUCGGAGUCGCUAGAAAACGAGUAAAUUUUUUUUUUUUUUCUCUUCCAAAUGUUAAGUCAUCUCUCAAGAGUUACGCUGUACGGUAGUUUUCGUUUUUAUUUCCUUCGUUUAGUGCCUCCGAGCUACCAUUCGUCUAAUUAAAAGCGACGUGGAUCGGUAAUCCUGAAGUCUGUGAGUCGACGAAAGAAUAAGAUGAAUGAAUAACGGUCGGCGAAUAAAGUUGUUCUCCCGACGUUGACGCCGUUUGAUAUUUUGACGGAGGAUAUCGGUCGGUGCGAGUAUUUUUUCGGACUUUGUCUCAGGAAUUCCAAUGAGAUUAGAAAUCGGCUGAUCGGUGUUGUCAUAGAAAGUCAUAUAAAUGCUCUUGCCCGUUGUCAUUUUGAGACAACGACGCAUGUAGAUGAUGAAUUUCUCCAACAAAUACGCCUCGUCGACCAAAAGGUCUUCGCAUCCUGCGACCUAUGCACUACGCAGUGCCAUAGUUAUGUCGAUGAUUGCGGCGGUCGCGGCCAUCCUACAUUUGAGCCACCACAAACCCAAGCAGACGUUCCUUUCGUGCGAUCGACCCUGUCAUCAUCUCGAUUGGCCGAUGAUUUGUCGCGUCAAAUUGACCCUAGAAGUAUAUCAAUCUCUGAGCAAGUCAUGCGGUAAUUGUCCAACAAACGAAACAGCCUGUUUGGGUAAGUAUUGCGUCUCGGCAGAUGGUCAGAGAAGGGGUGUACUGGUCGCCAAUCGGCAGAUGCCUGGACCAAGCAUUCAGGUUUGCGAAAACGACAUCCUAGUCGUGGACGUGGUAAAUCGUCUACCAGGAAGAGCGGUGGCUGUUCAUUGGCGAGGACAAUCUCAGAUAGAAACACCCUGCAUGGACGGUGCCCCAUUGGUGACACAGUGUCCGAUCCCCAGCUACACCGUUUUCCAGUAUAAAUUCAGGGCCGCCAUACCCGGAACCCAUUUGUGGCACGCUCACGCAGGCGGCGACGUCGCCGACGGAUUAGCUGGUUCGUUGAUCGUUCGUCAAGCGGAUCUCCGAGAGCCUCAUCGAGCCCUUUACGAUAUCGACGAUCCGAAGCACGUGCUUCUCAUCGGCGAAUGGAAGCAUUUCUUUUCUACAGAUGCGACAUCCGAUCCCCUGAGAUCGAAGACCGCUGCUCUUCUGAUAAACGGCAAAGGACGUCAAUCCGGAGGUCCUAAAAUACCGUUGUCCACUUUUACGGUAAUACCGGGACGUCGGCAUAGAUUCCGUGUCGCUCAUGCUGGCGGGGCUGGAUCUUGUCCGGUUAAUGUCGCUAUCGAAGGACACUCCGUUCUAGUCAUAGCUCUGGAUGGACACGCGGUCAAUCCUCAACAAGUCACUUCGUUCACGCUGGUCAAAGGGGAACGUCUGGACUUCAUCCUGAAGGCGAACAAGGCGAUCAGGUCCUACGGUCUCACCGUGAAAACGAUCGAGGGUUGUUUAUCAACCGCGAUGAUCGGUGGUGCGAUAUUGCGGUACAAGGGCGGUCCUGAGGGCGAUUUUUCAGCGUCCGAAGAUAAAAUUUUUACGGAUGGUAAAGAAAUGGAUCGUCAAGACACCAGAGACGUUGCUCUCACGUCCAAUCUAGCCGACAACUGCGACGGUUGGGAUAAAAUUUGCGUGACGGAAGUUCGCAGCAUUCGAAAAUUACCGGAAUAUCUCAGAGAGACGACCGAUGUUUCGAUGUAUCUACCGAUAAGCUACAGCAUCGAGAGAACCGAGUUUACGGACGGCGGGGAAAUGAGAACUCGCGUCCUGCACGUGAACAAUGCCACGUUUACCUUUCCCUCGUCUCCUCUGCUUACUCAGAGCGGAGACGUGUCCCCAGAAAUAAUUUGCUCCAGUUACGGUAGCGAGGGAAUUAAUCUCGCCGCUCGUUGUCGUCGCAGAGGUGAAAAUUCCAAGGAUCAUCAAGUCUGCGAGUGCGUCCAUAUUCGACGCGUCCCAGUAGGUGCCACGGUGGAAAUCAUCCUUCUGGAUCAGGGCGGUCUAGACGAUUUGGUGUACCAUCUGCACGGCUACAGUUUUUACGUCGUGGGAUCGAGAAAAUUCGGGCGCAGCGUGUCGAUAGAGGAGGUCAAGGAGAUGGACUCUCGCGGGGUCCUUCUGGAACGUAAUCUCAUCCAUCCCCCGCUCAAGGACACCGUUAUAGUACCGAAAUUCGGACUGGUCGCGCUCCGUUUCAAGGCGGACAAUCCGGGGUACUGGAUGCUACGUGACGAACACGCGUCGCAAUGGACCAGAGGAUUGGACGUGGUUCUCCAGGUCGGAGAAAUUAGUAGUAUGAUUCAAGCGCCCGAUGAUUUUCCAAAAUGCGGCUCAUUCGUCGGACCCGAUUAUUUCCUGAUAUAAAUCGGUCCCGACAAAAACCGACUGAUGUAAAUAACUGUACAUAGUUUCUUAUGAAUAACCAGCGAAUUUUUGUAAUAUUUUUUAUACCAGCCAGAGCAAUCAUGAUUUUUCUUUGCCUAUAUGUUACCUUAUAGUCUUCGCGGAUAGCGAAUCUUUAGAAUAAAGCUUGUAUUUUCUAAUGGAA